Molecule: messenger RNA, 999 nt
Organism: Epinephelus moara (kelp grouper)
Lineage: Eukaryota; Metazoa; Chordata; Actinopteri; Perciformes; Serranidae
Product: inositol 1,4,5-triphosphate receptor associated 2-like
Exons: 10
Coding region: 136-999 (287 amino acids)
Biological process (GO): spindle localization; chromosome localization to nuclear envelope involved in homologous chromosome segregation; spindle assembly
Cellular component (GO): nuclear outer membrane; chromosome, telomeric region; meiotic nuclear membrane microtubule tethering complex
Molecular function (GO): dynein complex binding
Source: RefSeq, a predicted model, not a curated record
CGAGAAAAUUAAUUUUGAAAAUGAAGAUUUGACAUUUGACAAUCUUGUUUUGUUUUCCAGAGGAACUGUCCCGGACUGAGAAAAUAUAAGGCCAUGUAGGAGCGUGACAGCAGAGGUUCAGGAGGAACACGCACAAUGUCUGACAGCAAUGACAUGUGGGAGUCAGCUGACAGUGGGACAAGGGAUGUGCUCGAGGACAAUAAAGACACAAGCGGAUUCUCUGAACAUGAACUCCUGGACAUCAUGUAUAAUGCAUGUAACACCUCCAGCACAGGGGAAGUGUUGGCCUCCACCAUUGUGCAGUACCUGCAGACCAUGACGGCUCAGAGUUCAGGGCAGGACAGACUGACUGCCCUGCGACGGCUGCUCGACCCGGAUUGUCAGGACCCUCAUGUGAGCAGAGAGAUUUUCCACUCCACCAUGAGAGAGUGGAUCGCAAAGUGCAGCCAGGACAGCUCUGAUGUGGACGACAGUCAUGUAUCUUGCCCUGACUCUUCUAAAGUGCCUGUAAAUGGGAUGGAUUUCUCAGCUUCACAAAGCAAAGCUGCCUCUUCAGAGAGCCACCAGUGUUCCUGUGAUGGAAAAGACCUGUUAGGCACAGUGGCUGAACUGAAGCACGCUCACCGCAAGCUGAGCGAGCAGAACAGCAGCCUGCUGAGGACGGUGGCUCAGUGUGAGGACAUAAACCUGCAGCUCACUCUGGAGGUCACAGAGCUGCGAGCAAAGCUGGCGAGUGCUCAGCGGUCAGCAGUGAGAGCCAGAUCCCUGACAGAAGAACUGGAGGAGACCCGUCGGGCAUUUAAAGAGGCCCAGGAGAGAGCCAGCCGCACCCAGACCAGCUGCACCAAACUGAGUAAUGAGGUUGAAUGCCUGAAGGUUCACAUUAGGAGGCUUGAAGAUAAGAAUGAAAAACUCACCUUUGAAAGGACGUGCUCUGAAGAUAGCAUCAACAAACUGAGAAAAGUAAACGCUGAGUUGAGGGUAGGGACAGAUCAAUAA